AUGGUCCAGCAAUGCGCGCAGCAGCGGCCGGUGCAGAACAGCGAGGUGUAUGUGCUGCGCCAAGUGCCGCCGUUCCCGCCCCUGUCUCCCCCCUCUCCCGUCACGCCGGCCGAGGACUUUGACGAUGGGCCGGUCGACGCUCCCAGUCUCGCCCUCUGUGGCAGACGUCUCGCCGUAGAAGAGCGCCUCUCGCGCGCCGUCCACGUCCUCGCCACCGAGACCGCCGCCCUCCAGAACCUCACCCAUCUCUACUCCACAGACCGCCUUGCGCGCGACGGUUUCAGCCGCGCCGUCGACGCCAUAACCAGCCGCCACGGCACCAACGGCGGCAAGCUGGUGGUCAUUGGCGUCGGCAAGUCCGGGCAUAUCGCCAAGAAGCUCGUCGCAACCUUCAACAGCCUCGCCAUCACUGCCGUAUUCCUGCAUCCCACCGAGGCCUUGCACGGCGACCUCGGCCAGAUCUCCCGGAACGAUACUCUCCUCCUCAUCACCUUCUCGGGCAAGACCCCGGAGCUCAUCACCCUCCUCCCCCACCUCGACAAGUCCCUCCCGCUCAUCCUUCUCACGUCCCACACACGCCCGGAGACCUGCGACAUCAUCCGCCACCACCGGCCCGACACUAUCCUCCUGCCGGCGCCCGUCCACGAGACCGAGACCGUCUCCUUCGGCGUGCCCGCUCCCACCACCUCCACGACCGUCGCCCUGACCGUCGGCGACGCCCUCGCCAUCGUCGCGUCGAGAGAGCUCCAUCCGCGCGUCGCCUCCGUGUUUGCGCAGAACCAUCCGGGCGGCGCGAUCGGUGCCGCGCUAUGGCCUCACCAGCAGCAGCAGCAGCAACAGCAACCGCCGCGAAGCAAGGACGUGCGAGAUGUGAUGGUCCUGCUGGACGACAUCCCUCCCCUUCUUCCAUCCGACCUCGCGAGCUCCCCCGGUCCCACGGGCCUGGACGUCCUCCGCGCCGGGUACGCGAGCCCAUCCGGGUGGGUCCGACUCCCCGACCGAGACGGCGCCGGCCGCGGCGGCCCCGCCGGGGUCGUCUCGCCGCGCAGGAUCAAGCGGCUGAGCGCCGAGGACAUGGCCCGGCCGGUGGACGAGAUCGAGCGCUGGCUGGUGACGCCCCGGAGCGCCUUCAUCCCCGUGGCGGCGGGCACGAGCGUGCAGAGGGCGGCGGAGUGGGUCAGGGAGUUGCGGGCUGCCACCACCGGCGCCUCCCCCGGUCCUGGUCCUGGCGGGACCGCGGACGGGGAGAAGAAGGACUAUGGCGGGUACGGGGACGAGGCGGUCGUGGCGGUCAUGGAAAACGGGGAGUGUGUCGGGCUGCUCGAGGUGGGCAGGUUGCUUGAG
Thermothelomyces thermophilus ATCC 42464 is the source of this 1344-nucleotide messenger RNA. RefSeq lists its product as uncharacterized. The transcript has a single exon. The annotation marks the transcript as partial. Gene Ontology annotation, biological process: carbohydrate derivative metabolic process. The record is from RefSeq and is a predicted model, not a curated record. Gene Ontology annotation, molecular function: carbohydrate derivative binding. NCBI's taxonomy places the organism in Eukaryota, Fungi, Ascomycota, Sordariomycetes, Sordariales, Chaetomiaceae.